UGAGGCGGCUCGAUGCUGCUACGCUCAUCGAAAAAUCUCAGAGACGAGCAGCGCGUUCGGUCGGUUGUCUGUGUGUGUCAGUGGGUGAACAGUGCGUAUGAGCGAUUUUCGGUGGCACUGAAGGAGGCCCAAAACGAACCGGUGGACCUUAAAGUUGUUGGGUAAACAACAGAAAGUCGGUUAAGCGUGGCGAGUAACGGGUUACGGAUUGAAUAAACAAGGCCAAGAGCGAAUGGAAUGUGCACAAACUGCAGAAAAAUACCAAGAAAAAAUUACACAAAUAUUCAACAACAAAACAAACUAAAAAUAAGCAUCAACAUCAACCGGAAAUCAACUAAAUUGUCGUCACUCCAAUCAAGUGGAAAUUUGAUUAAAAAAAGGAGAGAAGGGAGGCCAAAGGAAAAGAACUGAAGGGAGAGCAGAGGAAAAUUUGAUAAAUUCGAAAAAAAAGGCAAUAGACGAGUACGAGUGCGGAAGAAAAAUAGAGUGCGGGUCUAUCGAAAGGUAGCAGCAAAGGAAAUCAACACCCACGCACAUGAACGAGUUUGUUGCACGGGAGCGGCAAAACAUUAAAAAUCAGCGGAGCGUGAAACUUACACAAAGCUCGAAAAAAUCCAGAGUCCCACGUGAACAAAGCGAACGAAAAAUACGUGGCUACACUAAAAAUAAAAACAGAAAUACAACACAGUAACGAAGUGAGAGAACAAAUUUUAGUGCAAAAAAUUAAAAGAUUUCACUGGGGGAACAAGUAAGCCAGCUCUAGAAGAAAGCCGAACAACAAGGACGAGCCAGCUGACGGCCAGGACACAUAAACGUCUUUCCUCUCCUUUGGGCUAGCGCACGAAAUUAAGUGCAGAUUAUCAGAAGAUUAUAUUUUAAUAGCAUUUCAAGCUGUUUCCCUUGGCCAACAAAGGCAAGGCAGGACCUCCACGAAAAGGAGUCCGUUGGAGGACGCCUGACCCUAGGACGAGUGUGUAUGUGUGUGCUACAAGUGCGGCUUAUUGCAUGAUUACCGCCAAGGAUUUUUUUCGGGCCUCCGUCGCCGGACUCUGUGCCUGCGAAUAGCUGGGCAAACAUAUAAGCGUGCCAGAAAUUGAAAUUAAAGAUGGAAUUAAGUGUCGCGAGUGUGUGUGUGUCGGCUUAACAAAUAUUAUGUGCUAGUGCCUGUGAGUGUUCCUACACUGUGUCCCCAAUAUCGAGCAUACGCCGUGUGGCCCACCCUAGAAAGCGAUGCGGAAAUAGCAACAGAAUUAACCCGGCAGAGAAAGGAGAAAUUGAGAAGAGAACCGGAGAACUGGAGAACUGGAGCGUGAGGCCCAACUAAACAGGAGAACUGGCUUGCACUCCGUUAAGCGAUCCGUACACCUUAAAUUGGUGAAUCAAUUUACUUAAAGGACACUGGGCGUUUUCAAGAUCCACAAAGACCUCAAAACCCCACCAAGAAAAAGAGGACAAUGACUAAACUUUUGGGGCUGACUCUCUGAAAUAAAAGGCGAGCAAUGCAUGGCGGAUCUCAGCGUUUUUAGCUGCUAAAAUUCAAAACUCUGGCCAAGACUGCUCUGCCACGCCCACUUAUAUUUAAAGCAAAGGGGGCGUUUAUCCAUUCUGAAUUCUUCGAGAAAAUGUCGCGCAUUGUUUGACUUGAGCUAUGCUUUAUUAUAGACAAACAACCGGCAGCGACUAAGCCAAGUCUAUUAACAGGGCAAACAAAGCCAGGCCGCCAAAGAGAAACUGAUUGUAAAGAAGCGAAAAGAAUGUAAGCAGUCAAAAAAGGAAGAAAGUCGAAAAAGCUGGCAAUGAGAGGGCCAAGAACGCAAGGGGCGCGGGCCAGAAUUGAAACAGUUAGCUGGCAAAUCGGAUUGCGAAUCUGCUGUAUUGACACAAGGAAACCGUUAGCCGGCUUAGCCAGCAAGAGGGCAAAUUUAAAAUUAAGAAUAUAGCAAGCAAGACCGUUUCAAAUCAAAGUGAUAUGCUAAUGCCCCAGUCGCGAAGGACUUGAAGUCGUGUGGCAUGAAUAUUUCAUGAGCGCAGGAGUGAUGACAAUAAGCCGGCUCCGGGAAUAAAAAAGAAGCGCAGAGUGAAAUCAGGACGAUGACGGAGCUAAGACGAACUAAUGGCCUGCACAAGCAGCACUCCCUGAGAGAUCGACAGGUGCAUCCGAUGCUGCACGCCCUGGCGGAUCACGGCUGCAACCUCAGCAGCGGUGGCAACAGUGCGGCCAGCACCACCAGCAGUAGUACGGCCACGGCCACCACAGCACUUGGUGGUGCCGGCGGUUUGGGCGGUCUGGGUGGCCUGAACGGUGGUGUCGGCAUAACAAGUCAGCGGAGCGUUGAGUUCGAUGAGCACGACAUCUUCUACGUCUCACCAUCCAAGCGAAAAGGAGCCACUUCAGGUUCCUCUGGCAAUGUGGUAACCUUCUCGAAUUUUGUAAGUGAACAACGCCUGACGCCCUCGUCGUCGAACCGCGGAUCCCUGAAGCGGAGCAAGGGCCGCUCCAAUCAGUCCCUGUGCAGCUGCGAUGCCGGCGACGAGGCCCAACUGGAUUUGCAACCGAAUGCGGCAAGGCCGCUGUACGAGUACAGUCUGGAACGAAAGCGUAAGACACACACCUACUCCUGCGAGCAGAAUGCGCAGAUACUUAUGAGACUGGAGCGCGAGCGUAAUCGUAAAUUAUCGCUGACUGGGAUGGAAACGGGAUUGGGAAUCGGACUGGGAGUGGGAUUGGGAAUGGGAUCUGGAGGAGGAACAGGAGGAGCCGGAGACCCCCAGAGCGACACGCCCAGCUUGUCGGAUGUGGAUGUGAUACCGCCUGUGCCACCACCCCCAUCGAUGAAGCGCAAUGGCAGCAUGCGCAGCCUGCGAUUGUUGCAACACCUGCAGCAGCAGCAGCAGCAGCAGCAGCAAAGCAGCCACAAUAACAACUUGGCGCAGCUGUGCAGCAGCGAUCUGUUGCAGGAGUGCACUAAGUCUGCAUUGGAUGAGUGCACUGCCACAUUGCUCAAGUGCACCACGACCAGCAAUCACAGCAGCAGCAACAGCAAUGCGAGCAACAAUUGCAACAUCGCUGCCAGCAUUAGUCAUAAUAAUAACAAUCAGGUGAAGCCGGACCUGUGCCAGCCGCCCGGCCACGCCCACAACCAUAGGCACAAGCUGCACGGCAAUGCCACGCCUACGCGCACGCCCACACCAACCACCACCAACCCGCCACCGCCCCCGCCCCCUUUCGCCGCCCACGAGGAGGACGAGAUAUUCUCGCCGCACUCGAAGAAAUCGGACCCCAGCUUGUGCUUCCUGCCGGGCGGUAAUACAUCCUCGAAAUACAAUACCAUUGGGCCGAGCAGCGAUUAUGCACGGCAUUUGGCGCACUACAGUCGCUACCUGCAGAAGCAGCACCACCAGCAACAAAUGGCGCACUUUCAGCAGCAGCGCUGUCGCUGCUUCUCCCAGUCUUUGCUGAGUUUCCCGCAGCAACAACAGCAACAGCAGCAACAACAGCAACAUCAGCAGAUGCAACAUGCGGAGCAACAACAGCAGCACAAGGCAGCCCAGCAGCCGGCCAUCUUUCACACCAGCAGCAUGGAUUGGUCGCUGCCAAUUAAUAGUCGCAGCUUUGGCAAUUUAGUGAACAUCGAUGGUUCGGGCGGUACUGGUGGUUGCCGUGUGCCGUACCAGAAAAUGCAAUCGGGAAACGCAGGGUCAGGUGGUGCAAUGGCAAACGGCUGCUUGGGACUGGCCGCCUCGUCCACAUUUACGCUCACAUCCUUCGACAGUGAUAUCGGACACGGCCUGAAAGAACGCGAGUCGCAGACAUCGCUCCAUCAUCCGCACACGCUUCCGCAUCCGCAUCCGCACACCCACUCGCAUUCGCAUCCGCAUCAUUAUCACGCCCAUGUGGGUGGUGCAGCGGUGAGUGGUGGGGUCGGCGGAUCGGGUUCGGUGACGCCGCAGAAACACCACCAGCUCCACUCGAGCGUGACGAGCAUCAUGCCAUGGAAGCACCGCCAGUGUCCCAGCAGGGGAUCCUCCAGCUCCGGCACGAAUUCGUUCCGAUUCGAUGCAGCCAAGCACUGGCUGGCAGUGAGCUCCAUCCUCCUGAUAAUUGGCGCUGCCAGUGUGGCCGUGCCACUGGCGCUACGUGUGGCAGCAAGUGCACCCUUUGAGGAGCGUUUGCGAGUGGCAGUUCAGCUUCUGGAUCAAGUGCCUUUAAUCGACGGGCAUAACGACCUACCAUGGAAUAUUCGCAAGUUCCUUCACAACAAACUCAACGACUUCAAUUUUGAUGAGGAUUUGCGCAACGUAAUGCCCUGGGGUCGCAGCCAUUGGAGUCACACGGACCUCACGCGACUGAAGAAGGGACGCAUAUCAGCACAGUUCUGGGCGGCCUAUGUCCCCUGCGAGGCUCAACAUCGAGAUGCAGUGCAGCUGACUCUGGAGCAGAUCGAUGUAAUAAAGCGCCUGACGGAUCGGUAUUCGCCGCAGCUUACCACUUGCACUUCCGCACAGGACAUUAUCGAUGCCCACAAGAACCAGCAAUUGUGCUCCCUGACCGGCGUGGAGGGUGGUCAUUCCCUCGGGGGAUCCCUGGCCGUACUACGCACCCUAUAUGCCAUUGGCGUCCGCUAUAUGACGCUGACUUCAACCUGCCACACCCCGUGGGCGGACUCGAGCUAUGCGGACGCGCCGACCUUCAACAUGAAGCACGGCGGCCUCACCAUUUUCGGCAAGACAAUCAUCCGCGAAAUGAAUCGACUGGGAAUGAUGGUCGAUCUGUCCCACGUCUCCAAGGGCACGAUGAGGGACGCCCUGGAGGUGAGCGAGGCACCUGUGAUAUUCUCGCAUUCCUCCGCCUACGAGCUGUGCAAUACGAGCCGAAACGUCCAGGACGACAUCCUGCAGGCGCUGGCCAAGAACGGCGGCCUGGUCAUGGUCAACUUCUACUCGAAGUUCCUAUCCUGCAGCGACAACUCGACCGUGCACGAUGCAGUCGCGCAUAUUAAUCACAUUAAGCGAGUCGCAGGCAUCGAUCACGUUGGACUGGGCGCCGGCUACGACGGCAUUAAUUAUACGCCCAAAGGACUGGAGGAUGUGUCUUCAUAUCCGACUCUAUUUGCCGAACUCCUUGGCGGCGGCUGGACAAUUGACGAGCUGACGAAGCUGGCAGGCGGCAAUUUCCUCAGGGUCAUGCAGCAGGUGGAAAAGCUGAGGGAUGACAAAAAGGCAGCGGGCGUGAAACCCUUCGAGGAUCAUCCGAACUUCCGCACGGACGACCCGUACAACUGUACGUCCAGCUAAUUGAGCAGCGGAUCCAAACACACCGAGGUUGUACCGGAAAUGCCGGGGAUGUACCCAAAAUCGUAGGAGAAAUCGAUUGAACUGCUGCUUCAGAUGUAUAGUGGAUAGACCUAUGUAGCAAAUUUAAAGGAACGUAAAUUAAACUAAUGAUAUAGAUACCUACGAUUCGUAUAAGCUUUAAAUACAUAUUUUUAAGAUACGUAAACAUUUGAAUGCCUGAUUAUUUGGCUUGGGAAGUAACUUCCUCGAUCUUUCCCUUUGGUAAUCGAAUCGAAUUUCUUUUCAUUUUAUGACAAUCUACAGACUGCCAAGGAAGAACACACCUACUUAUAAAUUGCACCAGAGUCCCACACAAAAUUAACGUAACACUAAGUUAUUUCCUACCUCGAAUCCAUAUAGAAACCAGACUUUGUUAGCUCAUCUCCAACUGGACCAACAAACACUCCACUUCUCUUCUGUGAACUUUCAAUUAUUUCACUAAUUUACAUGAGAACUACAUAUCAAGCAUGUAUUAAGCUAAGAUAUUUAAUUAACAAAGUAUUUGAUUUAGCAUUAAAUCCAAUGCGAAUACUUAUGAGUGGGAAAGCAUACACUUAUAAACAAUGAGUAAAGUAAUUAAAUACUUUAGUUCCAGCGAGGGCGGGACGUAAAUGAAAUGUUUAGUUAAAUUUUUAAGCAGUUCGAGGGCGUCGAAACUGAAUGAAUAAAUAGCGUAAUGAAUACUAAAUUAGUUCGUAAGCAACGUGUAGACGUGGCACUGCCUGCUACACGAACACUGUACAUAGAUUCCGAUCACAAUAAGUAUAGCAAAAAUUCAUAAUGAUAUAGAAGUUUUGCAGCAUAUAGUACAUACAUACAUACUACAUUCGUUUUCACCUACCAGAUACACAGAUACAUAGAUCUCUCAGUCAGUCUCUCUGUACCUUCUAAAUAAAAAGAUGGAAAUAUAGAAAAAUGCGCUUAGCCUAAGUAAACAAAUUAUACAUACUAAACCAAUAUUGCAAGCCGAAAAACCGAAAAAUGUAAAACCGAAAAACCGAAAACCCAAGACAAAAUCAAUAAUUGUACAUUUUCUAAACCGAAACCGAAUAAUAAAUUGUAAACACCUUUAUAACGAUUGAUAGCAUGAGAAUCUACUGUUACGUUUUGUACGAUUUUGUAUGUGUAUAUAGCAUUUUUACCUAUACGCUAAUUUGUAUGGUCAUUAUAUAGUUUUCUAGCAAGCGAUUCGAGCGUAUUAUACUGUACUGGUCUGAUGAGCAGAUUUGUUGGUAAUCAUGUAGCUAUAAGUCUGGCCUGGAAGGUCGCAAAAUAAAUAUCUGUAAAGUUUAUACAUAUACGAAUAUGCCUAGAUCUAGAAAUAAAAACCGACUAGCAUAGAACAACAUGCAUAUAUACACUACAACUCGAUUCUCAAAAUGUCUUACACUUAUUUGAUCUCUUUCUCAGUUUGAAAUUGAACAGAAACAAACACACAAUCUCAGACAUGCAUAUGUAAAACCAAAUUGUAGUUAAAAACUUGAAAAUGGUAAAAUGUUUAGCGAAUAAAACUCUAAAGGCAAACCAACUGCAGUAAAUAUAAAACCAAUUAAGGAAAAUAAUAAAUUGUUUUAUUGCU
Messenger RNA from Drosophila melanogaster (fruit fly), 6913 nucleotides. RefSeq lists its product as uncharacterized. The transcript has 16 exons. Gene Ontology annotation, molecular function: dipeptidase activity; metallodipeptidase activity. Bases 2092 to 5295 code for a protein of 1067 amino acids. Gene Ontology annotation, biological process: proteolysis. Gene Ontology annotation, cellular component: membrane. NCBI's taxonomy places the organism in Eukaryota, Metazoa, Arthropoda, Insecta, Diptera, Drosophilidae. The record is from RefSeq and is marked reviewed.